Amblyraja radiata (thorny skate) is the source of this 1425-nucleotide messenger RNA. RefSeq names its product CXADR Ig-like cell adhesion molecule (gene cxadr). Bases 83 to 1198 code for a protein of 371 amino acids. The record is from RefSeq and is a predicted model, not a curated record. The transcript is spliced from 7 exons. Gene Ontology annotation, biological process: homotypic cell-cell adhesion. Gene Ontology annotation, molecular function: cell adhesion molecule binding. Gene Ontology annotation, cellular component: bicellular tight junction; basolateral plasma membrane; intercalated disc. NCBI's taxonomy places the organism in Eukaryota, Metazoa, Chordata, Chondrichthyes, Rajiformes, Rajidae.
CGAAGCAGGUUGGGACAAGGAGCGGGUCCCAGGGCAGCUCAGGCCGGAGUCAGGAGUCGGCAAUCGGGACAAGGAGCGGAACAUGGCCGGGAUUCGCAGCGCAGCGCCGCCAAUACUCCUCGUCUACCUGUUGGCAGGAUGGACAAAGAGCUUGGAGAUCCUCCCCAGUCCAGAUCCAGAGGAGAAAGCUGUGGGCGACAGUGUGAUGUUGCGCUGCCAGUUCACACUGGACGGCAGGGAUAUCGGCCCGCUGGACAUCGAGUGGUCAAGGACUCCACCAGAUCCAACUGCUUCCCAAAUCAUUAUCAUCGACUAUUCUGGAGACAGGGUCUACGAGACCAGUGUGGAGGAUAUGAAAGGCCGCGUGCAUUUUAGCUCGGUGGACCCCAAGAACGGCGACGCUUCCAUCAACAUCACGCGGCUAAGGUCCACCGAUGCCGGCAUGUAUCAUUGCAAAGUGAAGAAGUCUCCCGGUUCAAGAACAAGACCAAUGAAGCUGGACGUUUCUAUGAAGCCGUCACCUCCAACCUGCCUUGUGGAUGGGACCCAAGAAAUUGGAAAAGACGCGGUAUUGAAAUGUCUGAGUGUGGGCACCCCUCCCAUCACCUAUUUCUGGACCAAGGAAGGAUCUUCACACAUGCUCCCUUCCACUGCAAUUGCAGAUGUCUCUGCCGGAACUCUGAAAGUGAGGAACGCCAGCAUGGAUAACUCCGGGGUCUAUAAGUGUACGGCGAAGAACAGGGUGGGAAGCUCGGAAUGUUUCAUCAGGCUCGCCGUCUCCUCCUCAUCGAACAACGGCGGCAAGAUCGCUGGGGCCAUCAUUGGUGUCCUCCUCGCCUUGCUAUUGAUCGCAGUCAUCAUCUGGUUCAUCCUCCGGAGGAAGAAGAAGAAGACGACAUAUGAGAAGGAGGAGCCAUUCGAGAUACGGGAGGAUGUUCCCGCUCCAAAGAGCCGUGUUUCAACCGCGCGGAGUUACACCGUGGAUUCCCAGCGUUCCUCUCUGGGGUCAAUGUCUCCUUCCAACAUGGAGGCCUACAAGACCCACUACGACCGACUGGCCAUUGACGAGAAUGAGCGGCCCCCCGCUCACAGCCCGACCCUCACCCCUUCCUUCAAGGUAGCCGCUCCGAGCCUCAGCCGCAUGGGGGCCGUUCCCGUCAUGAUACCAGCACAGCACCGGGACGGUUCCAUCGUGUAGCACUCAGCUCCCGGCCACCCCACCAGGCCCAACGCCAACCUCCCGACCCUUAACCCCACUCCCGACCCCAACGCCAACCUCCCGACCCUUAAUCCCAAACCCAACACCCAAUCCUUAAACCUAAUCCUUGAUCCCAACCCUUAAUCCCACCCCCCCACCCCCAAAUCCCUAAAAGCCACACCCAAAUCCCAACCCAUUCACCCCAUCCUCAACCCCAACCCCGCCCC